AUGGCUACCCCUAGCGUUCUCACCUUUGAUGCUGAGGGUCGGGCUGUCGACUUUGAUGUCUGGGUCGAUGAUCUGCAGCUUUUCCUGCAGUGCGAUAGGAAAGACGGUCUCUCACUAUUCGAUCUCACGUUUGGCGCCUAUCCUACCCCUGCUGCCGAUGCUGACAGUACUGUUAGCUCCCAGUGGGUCACACGCGAUGCUGCUGCCCGUCUUCCUGUGCGCAGUCACUUGCCGUCCACUGAGCGCGCGCACUUUAGUCAGUACAAGAGUGCUAAGACAUUGUGUGACGCUGUAGUUGCACACUACUCUUCCCCUGCCACUGCUGCUCUUAGCCGCCUCAUGCUGCCAUACCUGGACCACUUCCUCUCUGUUUGCCCCACCACACUCACCGAUGACCUCCUCGAGGAGUGCCUCCUGGCAGCAGAGAAGAGUAUAGACGCUGUAGGAGCCUCUCAUGGUGACCCUCGUGCCCCAUUCUUUGAGGGGUGCUCCCCCUUCCCCCUUUUGCCCUCUGUUGCCUAUGCUGCUGCCGUCGACUUCGUUGGCACCGAGUCGGUCGGCGCUGCGUCUGCCCCUAGCGGGAGACGCCGCACCGGCAAGGGCAAGGGGGGCAAGGGCGCUGGAGGGGCUGGCAGAGGCGGUGGAGGUGGCGGUGGAGGCGGCGGAGGGAGUGGGGGUGGUGGUGGGAGUGGUGGCGGGGGUGGGGGCUUCGGUGGCGGCAGUGGUGGCGGAGGCGGCGGCGGCGGUGGCGGUGGGAGCGGAGGAGGAGGCGGUGGCGGCGGUGGCGGAGGUGGCGGCGGCUUCGGUGGUGGUCAGCGCCAGCAGCAGCGGCGCACUCGUGAGACCCCCCCCCCCCCCACCCAGCAGCUUCGUGAGUGGUACGCUGCGCGUCAACGGGGUGGGGGUGCUGGUCCCUGUGCCUGCGUCCUGCGUAUUGGCGACCGCACUGGUGAGCCGUGCGGUGGCCCGCACACCACCCAACGUUGCUUCGGCUGCCUGACGGACGCUUGGCGUCUCCAAUUCCCUGACGCCAGUGAGAUCCCACGCUGGGGUGAGCUGCUUAGGUCGAGGGUUGCUAUCUUUGAUCUGGAUUAUGAUGCUAUCCUUGCUGCCAUGUAUGUUGUGUCUACUAGUGAUGAGGGUGACUGUUACCUGUGUGUUCCGCCUGACCCAGGCAUUGACGCUGCUGCUCUAGGUGCUGGUGAGACUGCUGCUCUAGGUGCUGGUGAGGCUGCUGCUCUAGGUGCUAGUGCGUCUGCUGCCCCAAGUGCUGGUGAGUCUGCUCUCUCAGGUACCACGUCGGCUCAGGCCUUACACACCUUCACCCUUGACUCGGGUGCUUCCCGCUCCUUCUUUCGAGACCGCACCACGCAUACGCCACUUAGUCGGCCAGUUGCGGUCUCCCUCGCGGACCCCUCUGGGGGUCCUGUCCUUGCCCACUUCUCCACUGUCUUACCGUGUCCGGCGGCCCCCUCCGGCACCCUGUCAGGUCUCUACCUCCCCUCGUUCUCUUCAAACUUGGUGAGUGGUGCUGAUCUACAGGAUGGGGGGGUUGACGAGUUUACUCCUGCGAGUCAGCUGGUGACCCACUGUAUGUGUGCUCGGACGGGCCGACACUUGGCCACGUUUACCCGUCAGCCGGGGUCGAGCCUGUACACACUGACUACCGAGUCUCCUCCUGUUGCUGAGUCUGGUCAGGUAGCUGCGUCACGUCAGGUGUUUGCUACAGCGUCCAGGUCUAUCCUGAGUCUGCUCCCUGCUCGUGUCGUCUCCUGUCCCACCAGACUCUCCUCUGGCACCACCGCCUUGGUCACCCCUCCCUGCCUCGUCUCCGAGGCAUGGCCUCCCGUGUCCUUGGGCGGCGACGGGGCCGCGGAAAGGGGUGGCGACGGGGCCACGGAAAGGGGCGGCGACGGGGCCGCUAAAGGGCGGCGACGAGGCCGCUAA
Messenger RNA from Closterium sp. NIES-65, 1947 nucleotides. The record is from the annotation of a GenBank genome assembly. NCBI's taxonomy places the organism in Eukaryota, Viridiplantae, Streptophyta, Zygnematophyceae, Desmidiales, Closteriaceae.